This is a messenger RNA of Neurospora crassa OR74A, 4494 nucleotides long. RefSeq lists its product as hypothetical. The coding region runs from base 1 to 4494 and encodes 1497 amino acids. The record is from RefSeq and is a predicted model, not a curated record. NCBI's taxonomy places the organism in Eukaryota, Fungi, Ascomycota, Sordariomycetes, Sordariales, Sordariaceae. The transcript is spliced from 5 exons. Gene Ontology annotation, biological process: signal transduction.
AUGUCGGAGGCUACUCCGAUGCAGACGAACUCCAAGAUCGAGGAGACUUUGUGCGAGAGUACAAUAGACUCGCAGCCAAGCAUGGGCUCCGCCUACUUCCGCCCAACGAUGAUGGCCCUUCGUCGAAGAGGAUGGUUUUCCCGCACAUUCCGGCGCCACCCGUCGGGCGCCAGUAAUGCCAGCUCAGCAAAAUCAGGACGCUCAGAACGAAAAGCAAGCCACAGACGGAGCAUCAGCGAUCUAGCAUCACAGUUGGUACAUCCAGCGAAGCGAGACAUUCUGAAAGACGAAGAUUUGCAAUCCCUGGUCCGUUUGUGCGGCAAGAGCAUGUUCUACCUGCCGUCGGAGUAUGCGCCCAGCUCCUUGAUCCUCCCAACAUGCCUUCGCGCAACCGCCCAAUAUCUCGUCCAACAUGCUACGGAGACACGCGGUGUCUUCAGAAUUCCAGGCUCUGUUAAAGUGGUUGAUGCCCUCUAUGACUAUUACUGUACUGAAGGAGAUCCGGACGAGAUAUCUAGCACCACACGCUGCCCAAACCUCCCGGUCCACGUCAAAGCUGGUGUUCAUGACGUUGCUUCGGCAUUUAAGCGUCUUCUUUCUGGGCUUCCCGGCGGUAUUCUUGGAUCCCUCCCGCUGUUUGACGCUAUGGUCUCCAUACAUAGUCAGUUGAACGGAGAUCCUGAGGCCACGAGAACCAAGCAAACCAAGCUUCGUGCUAGAAUGAUUGCGUUGGCAAUCGGCAGUCUUAGGUCUCAGUUACGUCGUGAGCUGAUAUGUGCAGUUUUUGGCCUCCUGUGCUUGAUCGGACGCGUUGCCGAGAUAGCACCCCGUGAGGAUGACUUUGGCAGACCACUGCCUACAGCUGACUUGAUGGGCUACAAUGCUCUAGGUGUUGUCUUUGGGCCGCUCCUGGUUGGUGAUCUGCUCAACUCUUACUCAAUACGAGGUUCCAGUGUCCAUCUUAUACUCCCCCAAGUGAGCCUACCGCCCAACUGCAAAUGGGAACAGAGGAAGUACAAACAACCAGAGGAGGCUAUGGCCCAUUGUCUCCCAAAUAUGGACAAAGUCCAUGUUGCCAACAGCAUCGCUGAGACGCUUAUAACGAAUUGGCGGGAAGUUGUCAAGCAAAUGAGGAGCCUCGAUGUGUUGAGGGUGGUUGGAUCAGGCAUGACCGAUCAAUGUACUUCACGGAAGGGAUCAUUGCGUGCUUCCGUCUCGGAGCCCUUUGUCUUACGGAGGCCUCUUGAGUCUGAACAGAAUUGUCCGCAGACAUGCCCUUUUCAAGUGUCGGAAUCCCCUCUUCUUCCAAGCCCGACGCCCGAAACUCGUGGACGAGGACUUAGUGGAGGACUACGAGCAAAUAGGCCUCGGCCUUCACUUAUAAUUCCUCGACAGCGUCCAAGACCCUCGCGGUCAUUGUCUCGAGGUCGACUCAAUACGCCUGGGCCUGUAGUGUUACUGUCGCCUACCGUGGAGGAGCCUUCUGGAGGUGGUGCGUCUCUUUCGAAGAGACGAUCAGAAGGCUCGAUUACAUGUGCCGACGAAACAUCAGCUUGCCAACACCGUGAGGGGCAGCAACUUGGCUCUGAGUAUGUCGAAAAGAGACAAACAGGGUCCUUGACUGAAUUACGAACUAUCAAGCCUGAUUCAGACACACCCCGGGCCAUCAGACGUAGGGGUAGCCUGACCAAAAGCUGCACGGAAGGACGCGAUGUCCAUCCGCCGAUCAGCUUCCGCGACAGAAAUGGAAACAAGAGUCAGGGGAAUGCGCCGCAGUCAGUUUUUGAUACGCCAAUGACGAAUACCCCACCCCCGAGGGACCGCGGCUCUGGACCAGAAGACUUAGAGCCGACUUCGAGACCAUCUGUGAGAGCCCAAUCACAGAAUAAAAUGUCUAUAAGCAGUUGCCGAAGUGAUGCAAAUGGAAUCCUUCCAGACGGAAAGGUCAACCUUAAGAGCUCGGGACACAGGUUUUCGAGGUUUCCAGUUUGGAGACGGAGAGAGAGAUCUGACAAAUCGACGGACCCGGUUGAAUCAGCUGCAAAACCUCCCAGUCCCAUCACAACCUCAUCAGGACGCUCUUCUCUCCAAAAAGGUCGACGAAGACUGUCAUUUCACUUGAGGAAAUCGACAACAGCAGCUUCUGAGGAGGAAAGGGCGGAACAGCAAGUCGUUGAUGCUUCUCAUAUUCUAAUGGAGCAUGCAGCCGGUGCUGAGGAGACUCCAAAGCCAAGUGUCAAAACUCACCAUUAUGCUGGCGGCCCUUUUAGCCACUUUGCAACGUUAAGCCGGGCUACUGGCCGCAUAGCUCGAGCAGAUCGAACUCAAGAGGCUCCCGGUAAACCAACAACGGCACACGAUCAAUCACAUGCAAAAUCGCGGGCAAGAUCGUUAGCAUCGAAGAUACCUCGUGCACGGAAAUCCGAUCGGCGACUGACUCGAAGGCCGAGCCGGGAGUCUGCACGUCGCAGUACUAUUUCCAGGAAGAGCACCUUCGAACACACUCUUGCCUCUGUUCCUCCUGAAGUUCAACAUAAAGAAGACCAUGUUAACCCUCACCAGGAGAAGCAUGAGCCAGAGUCCCGGCCAUCGACUGUCCUGAAACAUGACCGCAUGGCUGAUUACACACCACUCACCAUGUCCUUUGAUGGAGAUCUUCGACCACCAACAACCCCCGUAAGACCGCUACCUUACUCCAGCAAGUCUUUCACUGGGAGUGCGGUGAGGGCAAUGGCUGCCAUGUUUGAAACUGCUGCUGCGAAGGACAAAGACCUGAGGAGACCGGAAAUUCUUCCCAUGCCUAUCAAAGCGCCUGGCAAUGUGCUUUCGCAUUAUACCGUUAACCCUCCAUCACCACAGAAACCGCAGUCACCAUCAUUUGGAUCACCCGCACAACGUACUGGUGGCGUAUGGGAAGAUGAAAACAGAGAACAUCCAGAAUAUAAGGGGAACCCAAACAGGAGUUCUGGACGAGGAAGCCAUGACGGGGAGAAUAACGAGGACGACAUUCCAAUGAGUUCAAGCGCGACUGUAGAAAGGAGUUCCAAGAGAUUCGAUGAGUGGAUGAACGAGCAACAAAGCCACGAGCCAUCAAGAAACACUAAAGGGGAAGCCGAUGUGAACAAUACAUUUAUGCACAAGGGAGAUUUUCGAUUGUCUCGGUCAACGGCAAAUGAUGGUGAUAAUAGAAGCAAACUCUUGUUCUGCAAUGAAGCCCAAUACGUACAACUACCACGAUCACCUCAAAUACCCAGGCCUUCCAGCGCGCCCACUGGAUCUCCACAUGCCAUUCGGAGCUCAUGGAUGCCAAUGAAAGUUGACAUAUCACCCCAUUUCCUUCAAAGUGGUAUUAGCCAAAGUUCAGGGCUUCUAAUUCAGCCAACUCCAGCCAUGGACAUGGCUAUCGCGAGCGAUAUCCUGAGUUUUCAAACGCAAAUUCGCCGUCUGCAGAGGCAGCUCGACUUCAAGAUGGAGGAAAACAAUCAUCUCCGCAGCAAGUUGGCAAGCUUUGGUGCAGGACAAUGUAGUCUACCGACAGAAGUCAGCGUACGGCGAAGCACAAGCAUCAAACUGAGCGAGCACUUGCGGCAGACGGAACGCGAGUGUAAAGCGUGGAGAGAUAGAGCAGAAGCGGCGGAGAUGAGAGUCGCAAUUUUGGAAAGGUUACUGAGGAGGAAGAUGGAUGGAGAACCAUAUAAGGAAGAGAGGACAGACUCUGAAGCCAAGGCACCGCCCACUACCCAGCACAUGUUUACAGCGGAAGUUGACCGAAGCAGUGGGACUGUUCGGGAUCGGCUUCGAAAGUUGUAUGGUGUGCUGGACGGCUGCUCUGAAAGUGAUCCCCAUGAAGAGUUGGAGGAGGAGGAGGAGGAGGAGGAAGAAGAAGAAUGUGCUCAGAGGUGUGCUAGUGUCUCGAUAUGGAGUGACGGAGAAGAAGAAGACCAUGGACCGUCCAGUGAUGAACCAAAACGGAACAGGGACAACCAGUGCGUGUCGCAGGAGAAAGAGGCGAAUAUUCAGCAGAAGAAUUUUGUAGGGGAAGGCGAAAGCGAUGAUGCGGAGCAAGGUUUAGACGUAUCAUUUGGGCAUGAAAGUCGUAGACAUCAUCAAGAGACGGAUGAAAAGGUUGAAGAUCAAUUAUCUGCGAUAGUGGGAAGUGAUGUGCAUUAUGAUUAUGAAUGGGUCGAAGAGGAGGAUGCUCAUGAGCGAGACGAUACAAGAACAGAACUGGGAAAAAGGCUGGCCCGGUGCGCAAACAUCAAUCUUCUCGGAUGGAAGACAUGCCAGUAUUGCGAGGAGGGGUUGGCAGAGGGCGAAGCGAAGUCGGAAGGGAUGGCACUGAUGGGUAAGCGGAUGGCGGAUGAUGAUAAGAAUGGGGAGGAAGAGGAAGAGGAAGAGGAAGAGGAAGAGGAAGAGGAAGAGGAAGAGGAGCGAGAGUGUGACAAACAUCGAUUUGUGGAUAUAAUGGAGCAUGCGGAGAUGCGAAUCGAGUAA